Molecule: messenger RNA, 5218 nt
Organism: Triplophysa rosa
Lineage: Eukaryota; Metazoa; Chordata; Actinopteri; Cypriniformes; Nemacheilidae
Gene: setdb1a
Product: SET domain bifurcated histone lysine methyltransferase 1a
Exons: 21
Coding region: 343-5007 (1554 amino acids)
Biological process (GO): heterochromatin organization; negative regulation of gene expression
Cellular component (GO): nucleus
Molecular function (GO): zinc ion binding; histone H3K9 methyltransferase activity; DNA binding
Source: RefSeq, a predicted model, not a curated record
UCUACAGCAGCCACUUAUGAACGAUCGUAGCGUUGUGGCGCAUGUGUGUUUUUAGCCCAUUUAUAUAUGUUAUUUGUUUGUUUUAGAGGAUACUUCAGAAAUUGCGCGCUACACCUUUACCGCAGCUCAGGGGGACUUUUACUUUGUCGAGAUACAAACAAGCGUUUGCGGCAAGGGAAGUCUGCGCCAUCUAACAUAACAUCUGCAGCUCUGCUAAGCGUCUCUGAGCCUGUGAGCGUUUCUAACGUGUCAUAAAUACCGUAGCAACACAUUGAGAAAGAUUAGGGAGCGGGAUUGUAGUUCACUGGAUGCCGUUGUCUUGGUUUUAUUUUAAGGAACGCAAUGAGCGGUGAAAUGGAUGAAGAGAACAUCAUGAGGAUGACGAAGGAAGAGCUCCAGCGCUGGAUCCAAGCAGAGGUGGAGAGAAACCCUCAGCUGAUGCAGAGACACGAACAGCUGGCACAGGUGGAGGAAUGGGUCAAACAGAGGGAGGGCGAGGCCACCUACACCCGACUGAUGCACAGCAAUGCCUACGAAUCCGUCCUUGAGUGCGAGUCGGUGAUGAAAGGUCUUUAUGGGAUGCUGGGACUGCACUACCGAGAUGAGGACUCGGAGGAAGAAGGAGGAGUCAGAGAACCACGGGAUGUCAUUCAGAUCAUAGACGAUGAGGAAGAUGGAGAGAAAAAGAGUGCCUGUGAUAAUGAUAAUGACAUUGUUGUCGUUGAUCUGGGUGCUACCAAAGAAUCCUUGGAGCCGAUGCUUGAAAAGGUGACUGUGGCCAUGGAGAGAUCCUCCAGACUAGUGCAGGAUUUAGUGGAGAUGGUGACCAAAACAUCUUCCGGAAGAACUGAGUCAUCAUUAGACAUCUCCAUUAGACCUUCAUCGACCUUGACUCCCGAGACCAGCUCUUCUGGAUGUCCGACACCUGCUCAAUGCUCUUCCCCAAUGAAUCAACAACCAAGAACGGACAGCUCUUUUGCAAUAAUUAAAACGGAAUCUUUAUGGAUGGCAACGACUCCUUCCUUGCUUUCCAACAGUCCAAAACAACCUGAAACUAUCGGCACUCAUAAUACAGAGUUCACAUCAAGGAUCAAGACUGAACCUCCAUGUGAAACAUUUUCACUUCAGAACAACUGUAAAGAUCAUAAAACGACUUAUCCAUCCAUAGCAUCAAUCAAAACUGAACCUGAACUGAUGGAAGUGACUCCAGACAUUUUUUUUCGUUCGAGCAAUUCCAUGAACGCAAUUAAACCUGAACAUGAUUUCAUGCCGGUGAUUUCAAAAAUUUCUUCGCUUUCAAGUGACUUUGAAGCAAACAGAGCAACAGUUAAGACUGAACCUCAAUCUACUCCAGUGUCUUCUGAAAUUUCCCCUCCUGAAACAAUUGUGAAGCAUAAUUCAGAUUCCAUAUCAACGCUUAAGACUGAACCAUCAUUUACAAAAUUAAAAAGCGAACAACCUGAAAUGAUUCCCAGUCAUGGUCCAGAUCGCAUCAAAACCAAACCUCAAUUGACAGUAAUGUCUUCUGAAACGUCUUCACUAGCAAGCAAUUCAGAACAACCCGAAACUAUUCCAGAUUGUAAUUCCGCACCAGAUAAAACUUCUGAAAUGUCUUCGCCGAGCAAUUCCGAGCAAGACAACGCUAUUUCCCCUGACAAGUCGACAUCCACAGACAAGGCGGCAGCUGAACAGAGGCAGUCUUCUAAAUCCCCCGAGCCCUCAGAAAAACCCAAAACCAGGCUGAGAUCAUCAACUGCUUCUUCCAACACUCCCAGCUCACGGAAAGAAACGACUCGGCCAUCUUCACAUCUUGACGAAUCAGAUGACGCAGAGGAGCCAUACAGCCCUGCAAGCAGUGAUGACUCGUAUCACCCUCCCUCAAAAUCAUCCAAAAAUGAUGAAUCUGAUGACACAGAAGAUCCUGACAGCGCUGCACACAGUGAUGACUCGUAUCAACCUCCCUCAAAAUCAUCUAAAAAUAAAGCUAAGAAAAACACAAGCAAGGUGACCAGCCCAUCUUUAAGAAUCCCAAAACCUGUCGCUGCUCCCGCCGCUGCUCCCACCGCCGCGGCUCCACCUGCUCCCGCUCCCACCGCCGCGGCUCCACCUGCUCCCGCUGCCAAACCCUCAGAUGCAAAACAAAUUUCCACGGCCUCGUCCGGCAUCUUUCCAGAGUUACCUAAAGAGGUGGAACUACAGGUCGACACGGUUGUGUUGGCGAAGGUGAAAAGCAAGACGUGGUAUCGAGGAAAAGUGGUGGAAACCAAAACAGAAGAGAAUGGCCACAGGUAUAACAUAGAGUUUAAGAAUGAUAAGAAGUGUCUGAUUCCGGCUCAUCACGUGGCCUUUCUGAAGCCUCCCCUGCUGAAGGAUCUAUUUAUUGGCUGUCGGGUUGUGGUCAGCAUCAAAGAUGAGCAAGACAAGAUGCAUUUCGAUGCCGCCGUGCUAGUUGAACUUCCAGAUCGCAGGAAUCGUAUGAGGUUUUUGGUGUUUUAUGACUAUGGCCGGGCAACUUAUUUGGCUCUACCAGACCUGCAUCUUGUCUGCAAACAGAUCAAACAUGUUUGGAAGGACAUUGAGGACGAGACAUGCCGGUCGCAGGUGAAGGAAUAUCUCAGUGUCUAUCCCAACCCCAUUGCUGUCGUGCUUCGGAUUGGUCAAGACACAAAGGCGAAACGUAAUGGCAAGUUUGAGUCUUGCUCGGUUCACCAGUUGGAUGGAAGCCUGGUCCAGAUCUGCUAUAAGAGUGACAACCACAAAGAGUGGGUGUAUAAAGGCUCGGACAAGUUGGAGCACAUUGUUAAUAUCAAGAAGCGUCUGGCUCAACAGAAACAGCAAGAGUCCACUGGAAACAACACCUCAGCGUCUUCUGCUUCAUCACAUGUACCCCGACAAUCUGAUAGCACAUCCACCACCACCAUCACAAAACCAUCUCCGAGCCCUCAAAACACCAACACGUCACCUGCGUCUUCUACAGAUGUAACGCGACAAACUGGUGGUACCCCCGUCUCCAAAUCACCAUCUCCGAGCCCUCAGAAUAACACGCCUGCUGUGUCUCCCACACCGGCGACACAACAAACUGAUAACGCAGUCGCUAAAGCACCAUCUCUUAGCCCUCAAAACACAACGGCGGGUGUGUCUUCCUCACAUGUGACACAACAAACUGAUAACGCAGUCGCUAAAGCACCAUCUCUGAGCCCUCAAAACACAACUGCGGGUGUGUCUUCCUCACGUGUGACACAACAAACUGCUACCACGAUCACCAGAGCAUCAUCUAUUAGCCUUGAAAAAGCCAAGUCAGCUGCAUUCCAGCCAAUGGUGGUGCUGGAAAAGCUGGCCAUGCCCUUGUUCAUCCCACCAGCUGCUAUAGAAGCAGUCAGUUACCCGGAGUUGAGAACUGAAAAGCGACCUGCAGAUGAUGAGGUAGAAGAGCAUGUGUCGGAGAAAAACCAGGCGAAGUUCACGAACUUGUUUCAUCGCUGUUGUCCAGCAUGUCUGAAUGGGACGAGACCGAAACAAGUUGACAUGUACCAUGGAGAAAAUCCACUCCAGAUUCCAUUGCUUUUUAACUUUCGGCGAAUGACUGCUCGCCGUCGUCUUGAUGGAAAUGUGUUUUUUCACAUUUUCUAUCGGUCGCCGUGUGGGCGGAGCCUGUGCGACAUGGAGGAAGUGCAAAAUUACUUGUUUGAAACGCGUUGCGACUUUCUCUUCCUGGAAAUGUUCUGUAUGGACCCAUUCGUCCUUGUGAAUCGUGCCCGACCCCCUUCCACAUCAACCAGCCAACCUUACCUGUACCUGCCGGACAUAUCGGUGGGGAGGGAGGUUCUCCCGCUGCCCUGCAUCAAUGAGGUGGACCAAACACCUGCUCCUAGAGUCAAAUACACCAGAGACAGAAUUCUGGCUCCGGGUGUCUCCGUCAACACGAGCUUAGAUUUCAUGACUGGAUGUGACUGUACGGAUGGCUGCCGGGACAGGACAAAGUGUUCAUGUCAUCGGUUGACCAUUGAGGCCACGUCCUUAUGCAGCGACGGUCCUGUAGAUGUUACAGCUGGAUACACGUAUAAGAGAUUGCAAACCUCCUUGCCAACAGGGGUGUAUGAAUGUAACCCUCUCUGCCGCUGCGACCCCAGAAUCUGCAGCAGCAGGCUGGUUCAACACGGCCUGCAGCUGCGGCUGGAGCUCUUCAUGACUCAACACAAAGGAUGGGGCAUCCGCUGCAAAGACGACGUGGCCAAAGGAACCUUCGUAUGCGUUUUUACUGGUAAAAUCGUGACUGAGGAUAAAGUGAAUGAAGAUGACGUGGUGUCUGGUAAUGAGUACCUGGCCAAUCUUGACUUCAUUGAGGGGGUGGAGAAACUGAAGGAGGGUUACGAAAGUGAGGCGUACUGCUCGGACACAGAGACCGAAAGCAGCAAGAAGACCAGAACCAUGAAAACGGGGCCAUUGUGGAAAAAUAUCCUCUUUCAAGCUGACUCUAGCAGUGGGGAAGAUAAAGAUGAACCUAUGGAGCUGGGCAAUGAGCGAGAAAAGAUGGAUGCCUGCGACACGGCUUUUCGUGAGAGAAAGCUAUCGCAUAAACCACAGAAAAAGUCUGAAGGACAAAAAGUCUCAGGCCCAAAACGUUGCUUCGCCAUCAAGUCGUUUGAGAGAAGAGUGAAAGCACUAGAAAAAGCCGAUCCACGGAAUGAGAAAACUAGGAAAGGACAACCUGGCAACAACACCCGCAAACUGUUCGACGGGGAGGAGAUGUGCUACAUCAUCGACGCCAGACAGGAGGGCAACCUCGGGCGAUUCAUCAAUCAUAGCUGCAGUCCCAAUUUGUUUGUCCAGAAUGUUUUUGUGGACACACAUGAUCUCCGGUUCCCCUGGGUUGCGUUCUUUGCCAACAAGCGCAUCAAAGCUGGCACGGAGAUGACGUGGGAUUAUAACUAUGAGGUGGGCAGCGUGGAGGGCAAGGUUCUGCUCUGCUGCUGUGGUUCAUCACGGUGCACAGGACGGCUGCUCUGAUCUUUGAUCUUAACAUCAAACACUACAUGUCUUUUUCAGAUGUUAUUGUUGUCAGACGCCUAAUGUUUGAAAUGGACAUUAGAGGCUAAAAGAGCAUCCCAAUAAUAAGACCCCUUCAAUAUGAAUUAGUUUGUUGUUUUUGUUUGUUUUUAUUAUUCUUAAUGUUGUGUUUAUAUAUCAAGUGUAAAUAAAAUGUUGGAAUAUCAAAAUG